Molecule: messenger RNA, 3055 nt
Organism: Daphnia magna
Lineage: Eukaryota; Metazoa; Arthropoda; Branchiopoda; Diplostraca; Daphniidae
Product: elongation of very long chain fatty acids protein AAEL008004
Exons: 8
Coding region: 556-1548 (330 amino acids)
Biological process (GO): sphingolipid biosynthetic process; fatty acid elongation, monounsaturated fatty acid; fatty acid elongation, polyunsaturated fatty acid
Cellular component (GO): endoplasmic reticulum membrane
Molecular function (GO): fatty acid elongase activity
Source: RefSeq, a predicted model, not a curated record
UCCGUGUGUCAGUCUCACAUUUCUUCAUCUUCAUCUUCUCCCAAUUCCUCCCCGCCCCUACCUGUGCGUCCAACAGCUCCGGCCUUUUAAAAAGUCUUAACGAUAAAGAGGAGACCCCAUUUCCACGUGGGCUUUAACACACACACACGUACUCUGAUCGCCUAAUCCAGCCCACCUUCUUCUCUUCAUAACGUGCUUGUGUGUGUGUGAGAGUGUGUCUACCUGUGUGCCUCUGUCGUGGUGGACGCGCGUGCGCCGACUUUCGCCUCCUCUAUCCCUCCGUUGCGCAUCCGUACAGUCGACAGUGAGUGUUUGUUGCAGCUACACCUGGCACGUUUUUUUGUUUUGUUUUCUUCUUCUUUCUUUUUAAGUGUUAAUCCUAUUUUGGAUUGACUCUUUGCAAAAGAAAUUCUCGUUUGGUCUUGACUUUCAUUCCGCUGUGGGCCACGCAGUACGUCGAAACGCGGUGGUUCUUCCCACAAGGUGAAACACACAAAGCGAAAAAAAUUUUCCCAACCGGUGAAAACCUAGAAACGUCCAAAGUAGCAAUACAAUAUGGCAUCCCUUGUGGCUACCGUCGUCGACGGUUACAACAGCAUAUGGGACCUAAGAGACAGGAGAGUGGAGAAUUGGCUGUUUAUGAGCUCGCCUCUGUCGACGCUCUUCAUUUGCCUGACUUACGUCAUGCUCGUUAAAGUGUGGGGACCGGCCUACAUGAAAGACCGUCCAGCCUUCCAGUUUCGCCGCACUCUGGUCAUUUACAACGCGAUUCAGGUCAUCUUCAGCACGUGGCUCUUCUACGAGAUAGCCAUGUCUGGCUGGGCAAAUAGUUACAGUUACCGAUGCCAACCGGUGGAUUAUUCCGAUAAUCCACUGGCCAUUCGGAUGGUGUACGCCUGCUGGUGGUAUUAUUUCUCCAAGUUCACCGAGUUCUUCGACACGAUUUUCUUCGUUUUGCGCAAAAAGGAUGAACAUGUCUCUCUUCUGCACGUUGUGCAUCACGGCAUUAUGCCGAUGAGCGUCUGGUUCGGAGUCCGUUUCACACCUGGUGGCCACUCGACUUUCUUCGGUUUGCUCAACACUUUCGUCCACAUCGUCAUGUAUUUCUACUACAUGGUGGCCGCCAUGGGACCACAAUACCAAAAAUUCAUUUGGUGGAAGAAAUAUCUCACCGCUUUUCAGAUGGUUCAAUUCAUCGCCAUUGUGGUGCACGCGUUCCAGCUGCUCUUCAUCGAUUGCAACUACCCCAAGGCCUUUGUUUGGUGGAUCGGAUGCCACGGCGUCCUCUUCUUCUGUCUCUUCUCCGAUUUUUACAAGCGCAGCUACAAGAACGCCAAAUCUCGCAUUGCCGCGGCUACGAAUGGCUUGAAAACCAAUGGGCACAGUAACGGAUAUUCUAAUGGCAGCACUAGCAAUGGGCACAGCAACGGACACACUAACGGACACGCCAACGGCCACAGCAACGGGCACGCCAACGGCAAAGUGCACGACAAGAAUGGCCAUUCAAACGGCUACACGAAUGGAGCUGUUCAUUCAAAGGAUGAAUAGACGUCAAUGCCUAUGGAGAAAAAAAAAAGCCUUUCCUUCGUAUCUCUUAAUUGUUUUGUUUUUUUCCAGUUUUCCCUCACCUGUUUUUUUUUUUUUAGUUUUUCACCCCAUUAACAAUUUCUUCUUUCGUCCCUAUUCCAUUCGUUCUUUUUUUUUUUUUUUUGAAGAGAAAUCUUCCCCUUUCACGCCCGCCUUAUAUUUACCUGCGCGCGCGAGAACUGGAAGAAAAGUUUUCUCUCUCCGUGUAGCCUCAGGAUUAUCCCACAUGAUCAUCCUUUAUUAAACAUCUUCUUCACUUCGUUUCCUUAUUAUUAUUAUUAUUUUUUUGCUUAUCAGAUUCUUCGAUACACUCCCUCCAUCGACUCCAGCCUUUUUUUCGCGUUUCCGUACGUGAAUACAUAAUUUUUUUGCGUGUGUCAUAGCAAAAGGAAAAACAAGAGAAGAAGAGAAAAGUUACAAAUAAAAAAAAAAUUAAUAAAAAUAGACAAACAAAAAAAAAAACCUUUAACGUUAUCAGUUUGUUCGACUUUACUAUGACGUAGAGGUGUAGUAAUUGGGUUAUUUGUUUUCGUGUACAUAAAAGGCAUAUCCAAGUUUCAAGAUACACACACACGUACAUACGCACAACCAUAUCACAUCGAUUGGUGUAGUGUGUGUAUCCCGUAAUUCCUUCGCUUCUCCCUCCCCCACAAGUUUAAGUUGCCUUUUUUUUCCCCCAAUUUAUUAUUAUUAAUGAUAUCGAAUUUCUGUUUUUCUUCUUUCAUCCCCUUUCAAACACCUUUUUUUUUUUUUCCUUUUUGAAUUACCUGAUGCAAAGUCUGACGGGUCUCUUUUUGAGUUCACGUGUUUUCGGAUUGAACCAUCGCCAAUAGGAAUUUAGUUGAACGAACAAAAAUCAGAAAACGAAAGAAAAAAAAAAGAAAAUCAAGGACUUAAGAGAAUCAACCUAAGAUGAUGUUCUUCUGUCAUUUGUUUUGUUUUUUUGUUGUUGUCCUUUCCUUUUUGCUUCAUCUAUUUUCCUUGUGCUCAAGUGCUGAAUCAAUAAAACGAGGAACGAGAGAAACGAAAAAAAACAAACAUUACAAACAAAAAAACUGGAAUUAAAAAACAAAACAGAAGACAGUCCAGUCAAAUGCGAGGACCAAAAAAAAAAAUCAGUACAGAAAUGUAUGGUUGUCUCUUUUUUUCUAUUGUUGCCUUUGCCCAAGUUUUCGAAAAGUCCAUUUUCUUUUUUCUCUUUCCCUUCCCCAUGAAAUGUCUGUCAUGGAACGAUGGUAUUGGUCUGGAACAAAUCAACAGGAAAAAAGAAACGAAACCCUUUGAAUCCCGUCCUUAUUAUUUUCUUCCCACUCUUUUGUCUUUGACUUUUUACGUUAAAAGAAACCAAACGUGUUUUCUACAUCCCACCCCCGUUCUCCCGUACCCCUUCUUCACGAUUCAUUUUGAUGUUUUUUUCUGGAAUUGAAAACACAAUAAAGAAUUAAUAAAGAAGAACUUUAUAUCUUUA